CUCCUGUUGAGAUUCGCGGGGAAGGAUUUUCUUGUCGGACUCGGUUGUCACCUACAUUUUUUUGAACAGGACUUACACUUGUGAGUGUUUUCUUCGUUAAAUCAGGUGGAGGGAUGAGUCUCUCCCCUGGUAUUGGCACAGAAGUGCCAGAAACGGCGAACGGGGUUGUGACACCCGUCUCUUCAGAGAACGGCCCUCAUGUUCCGGUCUCGGUAAAAUGUGGGGGUAGCAGAGUGCCCUGUCCUGUGCAGGCAUCGGAGGACAGCGGCCUUGGACACACAGAGAACCACGUACAUGCGGAAAACAGAGUUUACGAUGGCGAAGGCCACUUGGACACAGAGACGUACAAUAAUGGUAGAACAUCUACUAGUUUAUCGCUGCACACUUCUCAUAUGACGGACGCCCUGCUCCCUGCUGCCUCCUGCACGGGAGACUCAGAAGACUCAGGCUCCAAAGACACAGACAUUCACGAGGCCUCUAACAAUGCUGAGCCUCCUGAUGCAGCUCUGUUGUGGGACCCAGCACAGCAAGCACACUCCAAAGAGUCAUCUCAGCGAGGAGGCCCUGCCACUACACAGCCGACGGAGACUUUAGAUGGAGACACUGACAGUCGAGAUGAGGAUGAAGAUGGAGAGAAGGAGAAACAGGAUGAGGAGGACGAUGAGAAAAAUGAAAAAAAGUGGAUAAAUCAGCGUGCAGGAGGCAGAACAGAGGUGGAGUCUUCACGACACUACUCCUCCUCAGCCCCUGGUCCCAGCACCUCGUCCUCUUCCUCUCCUCCACCUCCUCUUCUUCCCUCAGACGAUAUCCCCUGCCCUCCCCACGUCAUGGCCCAGGUCUGGGUGCGCAACGUCAGGGGGAUGCAGGACAGCAAGAGUCUGGAUGAAAUCAGCCAAGCUUGUGGAGGUGGUUCGGGGGCACGGUUAGGGGGCAGAGGUGGCCAGUCAGAGGGCCGGAGGGCCACAAUCUCCUCAGCUCUGGAGCUAGAGGGCACAGUCAGCCAGGAGGGUGACCUGACUCACUUCAUCACCAAGAACCUGGAGCAGAAAAUCAAAAUGAGUUCCAAGCCCAGUCUGGACUGCAGUGACUCCGACUGUUCAGGUCCCAUCUACCGCAGCCGAGGUUUGUCACGGAGACCAGCCGACAUCCCGCCCAUUGAUCCAACUGUCCUAUUGGAUCUUCAGAGACACACCCAGGAAGUAGCGCACAGUGUGGAGAUGAUGAUGCGGAGCCUCAAUGGAACCAUCCAGAAUAUGACAGCUCUGAGUGUGGGCUACAUCCAGACCUACAGAGACUCCGUUGACAGCUUGGGAGAGUCUGUGGACAUGAGUAUAAAGGGCAUGUACACUCUGAUGGCUCGCUGUGAGGAGUUGGACCGUUCCAUGCAGCCCAUACACACCCUGGCGGCCCAGAUCCGUGACAUUAAACGCACCCUAGACGCUCUGGAGGCGAUCUGCAAGUAACCCCACCUGUCCGAUUUAAAGACACGCCCCCAGCUGUAAAGACCCAACAUCAAGCGCAUCUCCUGAACAAGGCUGCCUGCAAGUAAACUCACCUUUCUGCAGGUAGCACACACACUGCAGCGAAGAUUAAGUGCACCUCUGGAUUCCAGGAACUAUUGCUACUCGGCAUGCUGGAUGAUUGGCUUUCAUAGUCCCGCCGCUUGCUCAUGAUUCGAAGAUGACCGUUUGUUCAGUGAGAUUACAAAUGAAUUUUGAUUGAAUAAGCUCUCGGAGUUGAGCUUUCUCUUAUUAUUAUUUUCUUUUUUUAAAGCCACCCUGACUUCCUCCUAAUGAAGUUGUUGUGAAACUUAAUCUCACCAAUUAACCUGUUUUGGAGACACUCGGUCAAGUGCCAUGAACACACACGCACGCACAGACACGGACACACACAUACACACACACAUAUCCUUGUAGAUGCGUUUACAGUCUGAGGAGGAAUAUUGUGUCAUUAUCCGUCCAGCCCGCUUUGUUCAGAUUGCACUAACCUUUCCUCCACACAUGGGGGCGAUGUCUCUCUCUCUCGCUUUCUCUCUGCUCUCUUGCUCUCUCUCUCUCUCUCUCUCUCUCUCUCUCUCUCUCUCCCUCGCUCCCCUCUCCCUUCGCUUAUGGAGAGGCCAGUAUGAACUGAUCAGAAGACAGUGACCUUUGCACACGAACAGAAAGUCUAUUUUUUAAUCUUAUGCAACAAAGAUCAGAUUCCUUUUCACUGCAGACUUAAUGAGGAGAGAGGAGCAUAAUUUCUGUCUCCGUCUGUCUUAUUUUAAUGUUUAUUUAUUCAGCUUCCUCAGCAUGUUUGCUUUUUCAACGACACUGCAACUGCACUGCUACUCUGUGUCACUGGGAAUUAACCAAUACAGCCAGAAUGUUUUCCACUGAACUGGAGCAUUUUUGGAGGUUACGCUCAAACACUGCUUGAGGGUGGUUGUCGAAGGUAAUGAAACUGUUUCACUUUUUCGACUCGGAUUCUGUCAUGAUGUUUAUCAAUUUAAAACUUGCACACUUUAUAAAUCACAGGUGUGCUUCUGCAACUUAAAGCCACCCCCAGAAAGGUGUCCUACCACCUCACCUUUUGUGCAAUCCGAGAUGUUUUUGUGCAUAUAACUGAACAAAUAUCUUAUUGCAUUCCACAACAGUUUUCGAUGGCAUUCAAUAUUUGAAAGGCUUUGUCCUUAUUUCACUUUUAAAUGUCAUCAAUAGAAACAUUUGAUAAAUGUAGCCAACCUGAAGACCUUCAUGAAAUCUUAUUGAAAAUCUAAAUUAAAUUCCAGGGAUGCAAGUAGCCAACACACUGCUUUCAGUCAUUCUGUAAAUGAAAGUCAAACAAUUGUGGUUUGCUUCUGCUUUUUCUGACCCGUCACAAAGAAGCAAGAGCUACGUUUCUGUGCAGCAUGUCCUCGCUUUUGUUUUCUUCAACAUUGAAAGGAUUGGACAACUCGUUUCAGCAAAAGAAGAGUCGACAUCACUGGAGUCGGGAUUCAGCUAACGUGGAUUUGUGUCACAUUUAAUUGAAGUGAGUAUUUAUUGAUUUACUCUUGAGAGAAAAAAAGCCACUGAACUACUGCAGUGUCGCUUGGCUGUUACUUUACCGAGCUAAAGCCAUUUGCUGUCAUUUACUUGAAUAAAUGGAGAGACUGUGGUACGUCUGUCAUUGCACUGGUGGGUGGCCUUGUAGUAGAUCAUUGUACUAUUACUUUUACAUAUACCUAUUACUGAUGGCAACAAACCUGUAGUUUGGUGGAUUUGGGGAUAUUCAUCUGCAAACUUCAUGAAAGCAAUACUGUAAGCAAAGUCAGUCUACAUGUUAGCCUUGGUUCUGCAUUGUUAAGCGUGUUAAUGUGUUUUCACCUCUGAGAAAGAUGUUAAUGGCUUCACAAAAAGCUCUUCUGGCAUUCUGUGUAAAAUCUGCUCUUUGUCUCACUGUCGCCUUCCUCAGCCUUGUCGGCAAAGAGGAAGCGCUGCAUCUUUUACAACGCGUACAUUAAAGAAUGGAAAGAGUCUGCUUCCCUUGAAGAUACUGAAAUAUACUCUAACAUGUCUGUGGUUGUAAGGAUGUUAAUGCUCUUUUGCAGAUGAAGGUAAAUGUCCAGAGUGGGGACAUUUAGGAGUCUUAGUAGAUUUACAAGGUGAGAAAGGCUCCUUGAGAUGAAAGAUAUGAGAGAAAAUCUCCUUGUACAUAAUGUAAAUGUGCAAUUAAUUCAUUUUUUGUUGUACAAUCAGAUGAUGCACCUGUGUAGAUAUGAUCUCUUUCUGUAACUAAAAAAAAACAAUUUAGAUACCCUUCGUCUUGAGUGUAUAUUUUAAUGAAAAAUAAUAAAUACAUUUACAUGAGCUGCAAGAA
Messenger RNA from Cyclopterus lumpus (lumpfish), 3840 nucleotides. It is a transcript of the gene borcs6, whose product is annotated as BLOC-1 related complex subunit 6. Bases 114 to 1463 code for a protein of 449 amino acids. Lineage: Eukaryota; Metazoa; Chordata; Actinopteri; Perciformes; Cyclopteridae. Gene Ontology annotation, cellular component: BORC complex. Gene Ontology annotation, biological process: lysosome localization. The transcript is spliced from 7 exons. The record is from RefSeq and is a predicted model, not a curated record.